Molecule: messenger RNA, 2530 nt
Organism: Lethenteron reissneri (Far Eastern brook lamprey)
Lineage: Eukaryota; Metazoa; Chordata; Hyperoartia; Petromyzontiformes; Petromyzontidae
Source: RefSeq, a predicted model, not a curated record
GCAAAACUAAACUUGAAAAAUCACUGAAGGAUGCAAAGGCAAAAAUUGAGCUUCUGGCAGAAAACCUGCAGGAAACACAAACAGAUCUCAAGCUAAAAGAGGAAAACAUCAAGGAACUCCAAAAGCAAAAUGACCUCACGAUUUCAGAGUGUCGACAACUCAAGGACUGAACUGACAUUGACAAAGAAGCAAGCUGAGAAGAAAAGCCACGAAUCGGAAAUCCAGAAGGCCCUGUUGGAGCAGAAGACUCGCGCGAGUGAGGAGAAUGUUUCAAGGCUGGAGGCUCUUCUGAGCGAGACCAUCGACGAGUUAAACGAAACACGCGCUCAGUUACAGGGUGAGGCUAGCAAGAGUCCAGCAAGAGAGACAGACAGCCCUCGGAGUGGCCACCACGGCUUCGUUAUGGACCCCUCGCCACCACGCUCUCCCGACGGCCCUGCCUGCCCUGCCUGCCCUGCGCUGGAGCAAAACUCGGAGGACAUUUCUCCCGGGACCGGCGUGCAGAAGGGAAUCAUUACGGGAGGCCACGCGCUUCACAACAAUAUAACGGCAUCGACGCCUGCACCUUGCCCGGCAAACACAGAAGACCCUGCGGUGGCUGCGAGCAUCAACCUGACGGAUUGCGACGAUGUCCCUCAGGAGAGUGGAGAGCAAGGGCACGGGAUUGAAGGUGAACGCGAAUGGCUUCCCGCUCCUGAAUGCAACUCGAGCGAGACGCGACAGCCAGUGGAUCCGGGUGACGUCAACCAACAGCUGGAGGCAGAUACAAACGGACACGCUGCAACUCGAGGGAGGCUCCUGCCACCGUCGAAUGAAAAGUGGAGUCCCGUGCGGUCCGUCCGCCCCGAGCCUGCCGCUCGACGACCAAACGACUUCGCCUGCGCUGAUGCCGGUGCCCGGCUCUCACCCGCGGCGUCGGGGCCACAGCGUGACCAGGUGUACGCAGGCCUCGUGAGGUUCCACGAGUCUCUGAGCCGCGUGCUGCGAGAGUCAGGGACUUCUGCGGAGGAACUGCUGCCUCCUGUCCCGGCCGUGGAGUUCGUUUCUGGGGAGUUACCGGCACUGCCCUGUCGGCUUGAGCUCUACAGCCAACAGCUUCUGACGAGCGCUCUCACAGCGAUUCAACAACUGUGCAGUUCUGAAUCUGCCUUCUCUUGCCACGAAAACACCAUUCAGAAUACCUUGAGAGCGGAACUGCAAACAAGGCUGCAAGGAUUGGAGAACCGUGCAGGGGGCAUGAGACAUCAGCACAUCGUGGACUCGCGCGAGGAGGCAGAGAUGUCCCAGGCGAAGGAAGUCGUUCACCCACUACAGAGAGAACCGAACCACGAUUGUGGACAAGCAACACGGCCCGAAGACCUGGAGAAGUGUCGCGUCACUGCUGAUGACGUCCUGCAGGUGGAAGCUGGGCAACACGGCUGCAUCCACUUCACGUGGAUGGACUUGCAGCACAACGCGAUGGUCCUCAAACGCGGCCUCCGGGACGGGCGACUGCAUCCUCGCGUGUGCGAGGUGCUUGUGAAUGCCAUGGAGCAGUACACCAAGCUACAGAGAGAGAGGCUGGCCUGCCUCGUUCACAAGUACCGUGUCCAAGUCCAAAACAAGCGUAUGGAACAGAAUCUGCGAUCAUGGGGAGAGACAAGUUUCAUUGUCUCGAGGGUCCGAAACAACUUGUAUAACCACCGAAAGGAGUGGACCUCGAUUUGGAGCCGGAGGCUGAAGAUUCUCGGGGCGGAGCGGCAGCGGACCGCCGGCUUCCUCACGGCGUGCAUGAGCGUUGUCGAGACGCAUUGCGGCCUCUUCUUGCGGAAGCCUCUCCUUGCCUCGCCAGACAGGUCACUACGUUUCAAACCAGGAAAAGAAUACCGAACACAUCUGGUUUCGCGUACACGUGCUCCUCUGAUGUGCCAGCAUAAUAAACCUGCAACAGAUGGAUACACAAGCGAGUCGAAUACUAAAGACGCGCAAAGGUCAAAAUCCAUCAACGUAACGGGCAGCUCUGCGUGCCAAGCCAUGGACUCCAGAGACUGGUGGCCAUCACGUGCUCCGGUGCCUCCUGAUUUUGCCGGUGACGAGGAACGUCCGGCACCAACCACGUGCGUGGAUUUGCCGAGAAUCCAACAGAUGGACCUGUGCCGCGUCGUCAUUGGCCACCAAAAUGUCAGUUCCAGGUUGCCUGACAUCAACAAGCCUACGGAGAGGAGACCACGAGUAUUGUCACACGCCGUUUACCUGAGAUCUUACUUUCCUGUGAUGAGUUCGACUGCAGGCCAGCAAUAGUCCUCAACGUUCAGAUGCACCCAGCAGCAAAGUUCUCCCUUCCAUUCAAAUUCCUUCACCUGCUGUCAUGAAAACAUCUGAAUGAGGACCCUGGUGCAGAAAAUAUGAAAAAACCUCUUGACUUCAAUUGUAUUUGUCUUUGAGCGAUUGUACUUUUCUAUAAUGAAUAAAUACGUACAUGUAGUCUGGCCUUUCUGUCAGUUCACUACUGGAUCAAGGCCUUUCUGCGCCGUGUUGGUUACGGGGAUUG